CAGGGAGCAUGCAGUGCUCGCCGGUGCGCAGUGUCCCUCGGACACAGCGGAUCACAGAGCCGAAGAUGUCGGCUCGGUCAUGUGAUCAGCUGUGUCCAAUCACAGCUGAUCACAUGGGACAUGUACACUGAUCAUCAGGGCACUGAUGAUCAGUGUGCCCUGAUGAUCAGUGUGGCCCCAGAAGUGCCACCUGUCAGUGUCCAUCAGUGCCAGCAGUUAGUGCCCAUCAGUGCCAGUGCCCAUCAGUGCCACAUCACUGCCACAUAUCAGUGCAUACCAGUGCACAUCAAUGCCACAUAUCAGUGCCCAUCUGAGCUGCCUGUCAGUGCCACCUAUGAAUGCCAAUCAGUGCCACCUAUCAGUGCUGCCAAUCAGUGCCAU
Molecule: messenger RNA, 381 nt
Organism: Staurois parvus
Lineage: Eukaryota; Metazoa; Chordata; Amphibia; Anura; Ranidae
Source: the annotation of a GenBank genome assembly